This is a messenger RNA of Drosophila grimshawi, 687 nucleotides long. RefSeq lists its product as uncharacterized. The transcript has 2 exons. The coding region runs from base 1 to 687 and encodes 228 amino acids. The record is from RefSeq and is a predicted model, not a curated record. NCBI's taxonomy places the organism in Eukaryota, Metazoa, Arthropoda, Insecta, Diptera, Drosophilidae.
AUGGUAACACCGCCAUAUGGCAAGCAAGUGUUAGUUGGCAAUUGGAUGGAUCGUCGCUACACCUCUGAUGAAAAGACUAAUGGCAUUUUGCCGGGACUAAGUCCAUGCGAUCACUGCGAACAGCAUCGCUCCCUCAGCCAGGACACCUACACGAAUAAGCGACAGGACAGGGUCGAAUUAGAGCGCUAUUUCGUGGAGAAGCGCGCAACGCAAAAUCGUCACUUUUACGAGGCGACCACAUCGAAUGUCAAGCUAAUGGAUACAGACGAGCUUAGGGACAACUAUACAACGACCAAUACUUUAGUCUACGAUCUGUUGCCACGGCUGCGUCAGGAGCUGGCCUCAACGAAAUCGCAGCCAGCCCGUGGACGAUCAGAUACGGAUAUGUUGCAGUGCUUUGGUAAUCUCACACAGACUCGGAACUUUGCCAAGCAAUUCGAAUACGAACGGAUCUUGGACAAGCAGAAUCACAUGCAAACCUCAUACAGCUCUGCUGUGGGCGGCGGCGGUGGUGGAGCAACGCCAUUGGGCGUGGCCGCCAACGCAUGUCCUGCAUGCGGAUGCGGCGGAUGCGCCGAUGGCGGCGGCGGCAACGUUAUCGACAACGUCACCGUCUGCGGCGCUGCCACCGUUGGGGCGUGUGUCGAUGUGGGCGGUGCUGUUGCGGCUCCCGCGGAAGUGAUAUGA